Rotaria sp. Silwood2 is the source of this 846-nucleotide messenger RNA. The record is from the annotation of a GenBank genome assembly. Lineage: Eukaryota; Metazoa; Rotifera; Eurotatoria; Philodinida; Philodinidae.
CGACAAUAUAGUUCAACCAGUAAUGACUAUAUUGAAGAUGAACGACGAAAAUAUAAGGUGAAAGCAGCUCGUUCAAUUGGAGCAGAAAUCUUUUAUUUGUCACAGCGAACAUUACGUAAUGCUGUACGUAAUCCAGCAUUAGCAUUAUCACAAACUCUUGCUUCUAUUAUUAUUGGUUUGUUAGCUGGAUUAUUGUUUUAUGAGUUAAAGAAAACAACUGAACCUGGUGUUCAAAAUCGUUUGGGUGCAAUUUUUUUUAUUGUCAUCAGUCAAAUUUUUAGCAAUUUGACAGCACUUGAACCACUGAUUAAAGAACGUGUACUUUUCAUUCGCGAACAUUCAAGUGGUUAUUACAGAAUCUUCACGUUUUUUAUUGGCAAAUUAAUAUGCGACUUAAUACCUAUGCGUGUAAUACCAGCUAUAUUAUUUUCCAUUAUCUCUUAUUUUAUGACAGGCUUAACUCGAACUGGUGGACAAUUCUUUAUUUUUCUUGUAACAAUCUUUAUGGCCAGUCUAUUUGGAUCAGCUAUGUGCUUUUUCAUUUCGGCUACCAUAUCUAUCUUUGCUGUGGCUCUAAUUGUUGUUAUUCUUGUUCUUGUCAUAAUGAUGAUGUUUAGUGGAUUUCUUAUCGAUUUAUCAAGUAUUUUUAGUUGGCUGUCAUGGAUCCAAUGGAUUAAUGCAUUUCGAUAUGCUUCAAAUGUCCUUACUAUUAAUGAAUUUCAAGGUUUAACUUUCUGUUUACCAAAUCAAACUGAUUUUUGUUCAAUGACAGGUGAUGAGAUACUUGAUAAGAGAGCACUCGCUCAUGCUAUGCAUGGGAUUUAUGGAAGAAUUUUCUCGCAUUGA